Molecule: messenger RNA, 1548 nt
Organism: Nicotiana tabacum (common tobacco)
Lineage: Eukaryota; Viridiplantae; Streptophyta; Magnoliopsida; Solanales; Solanaceae
Source: RefSeq, a predicted model, not a curated record
CUCUAGGAAAGAAGAGAUGGCGGGAAACGAUUCUCAGAAGCAAUUCCUCACUCUAAUCCGCGACUUCGCAUCUGAAAAAUCUCAAGGAGAGCGAAGAGUAAUAAAUCUUAAGAAACGAAGUCAAGAGCUUCAAUCGGAGCUUGAAGUUGCAAACACUGAGGUUGAAGAGGCAAAACAUCAGAAGGAGACUGCUGACCAAGAGCUCAAAGGCUACGAAGUUGAAUUGGCCAGGAAUGAAUCUGCUAUUCAAACCCUAGAGGAAAGGAUCGUUUUGAUUCAAGAUGAAUUAUCAGCCUACGGAUCUGACGUAGAGGCUCUUAAGAACAAAGAAUCAGAAACUCGAGAUGACUUCAUUGAGAAAAUGUUGGAUCUCAAUGCACAGAUAAGGAAAUUCCAUGAGACAAGAGCCUCCAUAUUCCAAAAUGAUAAUUGCAGCGACUCAGCAUCAAAUCCUGCAGGUCCAGCAAAAGCCAAAGGAGAAGAUGCUGAAGCUGUCAAAAGAGACCUCCAGAAUAAGUUGGCUCAGAUAGUUUCCCAGAUCACUAAGGAAGAAGAGGAAUACCAAGUUGAACAGAAUAUUCAUAGUCAGCUUGAAGAGGAGUUGAAUAUUUUGGAAAGGAAAGCAUCACUGAUAGAGGGAAUCACAAAAGAAAAUAUGGAAAUGCAGGAGUUAGCCAGGCAGACUUCUGAAUUGGAAAACAGAUGUGCUUCCCUUGGUGAUGAGCUACAAAGGAGGUCGGUAUGUCCCAGUUGCCAUAGGGACAACACAGAGGCAUUGGGUGAAAUUGUUCAAGCAGGCAAUGAAAAUUAGCUUCUUGUAAGUAGUCCCGGACGUUACGCUGAUGAUAGUCAAAAGCAGGACAUUGAGGUGCUUACAUAUCUGCUCUUAUGUCUUCCACUGGAUUUACUUUUGGCUAAGCUUUGCUCUACUAUAGAUAGGGCUAGUCAAAAACUGGCUAGUUUGCACACAUGUUGAUCCUUAUAUAUCCCUCACAAUCAGUGAUAAGACUGGAGAUCUAGCAUCUUUAUUACCCUUGCCCUGUACCUGGCUACCUGCCAACAUGUGCUCAACUUUAGAACUUUGUAAUAUCAGCUUUGUAAAUUGACAUUCGAAAAGUCAUCCAUAAUCAGCUUGAGAGCCAAGAGACUACAGUGAACAGUGAGUCAGACACUUGCAUCUUUACUAGGAAUUGGGGAGGGGACUGAAGGAGGAAAUGAGACCAGACUUGAACGGGCACACUUUUGAUCUUCAACAAUCAACAUGUACAGAGAAUAAAACAGUGACGGGCCGAUGUUCAGAGAACUUGCUUUCACUGCGGAAAUAGGGAAAGCCUCUAAAAGGGUUUCUUCUUCUUAAGGCUAGAAUCUGAAAUCUUUUAUUAAAGAUAGAUGAAAUCCAUCCGACCACACCUCUUGGUUGGUAAGGAAUCCAUUGUUGAUCCCAUUCUCGGAGGCUUCCCGAAAUAUAUCCUACUAGGAGUACUUCAUUAAUGCAACUAUUUCUUUUUGUUAAAUGGUACUCACUCUAUUCUAUUCUAGAGGACAUCA